Biomphalaria glabrata is the source of this 4959-nucleotide messenger RNA. RefSeq names its product cyclin-dependent kinase 13-like. The transcript is spliced from 11 exons. Gene Ontology annotation, cellular component: cyclin/CDK positive transcription elongation factor complex; nucleus. Lineage: Eukaryota; Metazoa; Mollusca; Gastropoda; Planorbidae. Gene Ontology annotation, molecular function: cyclin-dependent protein serine/threonine kinase activity; cyclin binding; RNA polymerase II CTD heptapeptide repeat kinase activity. The record is from RefSeq and is a predicted model, not a curated record. Bases 125 to 3721 code for a protein of 1198 amino acids. Gene Ontology annotation, biological process: positive regulation of transcription elongation by RNA polymerase II; transcription elongation by RNA polymerase II; protein phosphorylation.
AUUUUUCAAUGGAUACCUGGCCAUCUUUGCCAUUACCCACAAUGCAUCAUUCAAUUGUCGGUGACGAAAGGCUAGGCGUAUUCGCGAUAGCUUGAUAAAAAUAUUUGUAACAAAAUUGACAAACAUGCCUAAGAGUCGAAGGAAGCACUUAUAUGACGAAGAAUACGACGCACGUUCAUAUACUCAUCUUGUUUCCCAAGGACAAGGAAUUGCACAGACACCGUCACACAGUAAUUAUGGCAGUUCAAAAAAACGUCUGAAGAAAAAAAAAAGUCACAGAAAAAGAUCCAAAGAUCGAGACGAACGAUCUCAACCUCAGAAGUCUUUGGUUGAUUACGAUGACAUUAGCUCCGACUCGGAUAUUGUUUCUGUCAGUCCACCAUCAAGUGGAGCAGUUACUUCCAAAACAGUUGGACAAUCGACUUCAUCGGGUCGAACAGGGAGUCAUUCACGUCUUCACGGUGCAGGAAAAAGAGCAGAGUCGCCAGCAACUGCGUUGAGACUUUAUCGAGAUGGUAGAAGUCGAAGUAAAUCUCCUCAUCGUGGUGAAAGUCCUCGUCAGCGUUCUCACCAAGUUGGCCGAUCGAAAAGCAGUAAGAAAUUAAAACGUUCACAUUCUCAUCUCUCUCCUGAUUUUGAUAAUGGCUCUCAAUCUCAUAAUACACACAGUCAACUUCACAGUCAAAGAGACAAAUAUUCUUCUUUGGCAAGUUCUUCUACUUCUAGACAUCCAACUGCAGAAUCUAGUAGAGACUUUCCUAAAGCAUAUGCUGAUUUGCCGAAAGCUUAUAGUUCUGAUUAUAAGGACGUUGCAGUAGAUAAAAGAUACAGGAGUCCAAGUCCAUACAAAUAUGAUAAAAAUCCUAAGAGAGACAGAAGAAAUUCAAGAAGUCCUUCCAAUAGGAAGCAUAAAUAUUCUUCAGGAAGAAUCACUUCAAGUCCAAGUAGAUAUCAGAAAAAAAGCUUUUUACAAUCUCCUGCUCGGGGUCAUGGGCGUCUUUCACCAAGUCCUUCAAGGACAUCUUCUUUGACAAGAACUAAAUUUAAUAAUAAAUCUUUGCAAUAUGCUUCCUCUUUAGCAGCUGAAUUAAGUAAACACAGAAAAGCUAGAGAAAAUAAGAAAAGGAGGUUUGGUAUAGAUAUAAGCUCAUUAGACAGCAAAACCAAUUCACCAGAUUUGGAAGUUAUUAGUCGAUCUCCAACACCUGUUCAUGUGAAAGGCUCUUCUCAUGCUACUCAAAAGGCUAAUUCUCCAUUGAAAACGAGUCCUAUUUCUAGUAUUUCUGGGCAAAGUGACAUGGUAUAUAGUAACCAAUCACUACAAAUUGAAAAUAGACAAACUCAACCACAAGCUGCUACAGACAGACAUGCUUUAGACCUGAAUAUGAAAGGGAAUGUGCAAGACAUAGAUAUUAAACCAAAAAGUAACCAGAUGUCAACACUACCUCAUCUGCCUCUUCCAGAUGUUGGGCCCGAUGAAGAUAUGGAUUUAGAACAGAGUCCUUACAGUGAAAUUAAAGCUGAAGAGAAAGAAAAAGAAUUGGCUCGUCCUAGAGGUAUAAGAGAUCUUCCCAUGCCACCAAUAGUAGAUGAACCAGAGGCUGAUCCUGAAGAACUUCCACAGAAAAUGCCCAACAAGAGAGAAGAGGGCCCUAAAUUAAAACGUCCCAAAAUGUGCCACCUUCGUCGUUACAAUGACAGACAAGGCGAUUGGGGUGAAAGAUGUGUUGAUGUAUUCGACAUUAUCCAGAUUAUUGGCGAAGGCACAUAUGGGCAAGUUUACAAAGCCAGAGACAUAAAUCAAGGAACAUUAGUUGCACUUAAAAAAGUGAGACUUGAAAAUGAAAAGGAAGGAUUUCCAAUAACUGCUGUGCGUGAAAUCAAAAUUUUAAGACAACUUCAGCAUCCAAAUAUUGUUAAUUUGAAGGAAAUAGUUACAGACAAACAAGAUGCCCUUGAUUUUAAAAAAGAUCGAGGUUCUUUUUAUCUUGUUUUUGAAUAUAUGGAUCAUGAUUUAAUGGGUUUGUUGGACUCAGGUUUGGUCUUUCUAAGAGAUGAGCAUAUAGCUUCCUUUAUGAAACAGCUUCUUGAAGGUUUACAGUAUUGUCACAGAAAAAACUUUUUACAUAGGGAUAUUAAAUGCUCAAACAUAUUGCUUAACAAUCGAGGUCAAAUCAAACUUGGUGACCUGGGACUUGCAAGAUACUAUCAUGCUGAUGAUAAAGAUAGACUUUACACCAAUAAAGUAAUUACACUGUGGUACAGACCCCCAGAGCUAUUACUUGGAGAAGAGAGAUAUGGACCAGCCAUAGAUAUGUGGAGUUUAGGGUGUAUUUUAGGUGAACUAUUCACAAAAAAGCCAAUAUUUCAAGCAAAAGAGGAAUUCGCUCAAUUAGAAUUAAUCAGCAGAACAUGUGGUUCACCUUGUCCUGCUAAUUGGCCUGAAGUUAUAAAACUUCCACUGUUUCACAGUUUUAAACCAAAAAGACAGCACAGGAGAAGAUUAAGAGAGGAGUUCUCGUUUCUUCCUAAGCUUGCUCUUGAUCUCAUGGAUCACAUGCUGGAGUUGGAUCCAAGUAGAAGAUGCACAGCUGAACAAGGUCUUAACAGUCCAUGGCUCAGAGACAUAGAUCCGAAUAGCAUUCCACCUCCUGAUUUGCCCAAAGAUCAAGAUUGUCAUGAACUUUGGUGCAAAAAUCGUAAAAAAGAAAUGAGAGAAAUGCAAAUUAAAGAACAAGAUUUUGGGUCUAAAAGUCAGUUGCCCAGAGCUCAACAAAUGAAACCAUUUACUAAUGUAGAUGCAAAAAUGCUUCUUAAAGCAGUACCUAGCAUUGAACAGAAAGAUGAUUCUGAUUCUGGAAAACAAGUAGAUUCUACUGUGAUUGGAGAAAAUAAGGAAGCACAGAUUCAGCUGUCCAAACUUGUAUCUUUAUUGCAAAGCCAACAGAAUAUGAGUGUCUCUCAAAUUGCCAACAAACUUAAUAUCUCUGUUAAUUCACAAACUUCUAUGCUUUUAAAUAAUUUGAAGCAUCAGUUGAUCAAUGCAUUUUCAAGUGUUCAGAAAAAUCUAGGAUCUGAAAAAUUUGACCCUAUUUCAGUGAUACCCAAUCCUCUUUCCACUAUGCAAAGUCUGUUAUCUGGAGGUUCAACUUUGCAAAAUGUGCCAUCUGGCUCUACAUAUUCUGGACUAUCACAGUUUCCAUUAGUCAAUGAAGUUGGACAAGGGGGAAAUAAAAAUAGCAAUUCCAUGUCAUUUUUUGAAAGCAGUACAAACAAGCAUAAGAAUUCAGAAUACUCAAAUCAAGAGUCAAGUUCUGACAAGCAUGCAGGUGUUAAAGCAGCUCUUGCUCAAAUGCUUUCCCAGCAAGGAAUAGGUGUAAAAAUGGGAGGAAAUCAGUAUGAUGGAUCUUCAUCUUCCACAUUUUCACCUGGCAUGCCAUAUAAUUCACAGACAUCAUUUACCAAUCCCUUAUAUAGCCACUCACUAGAUUCAUCAUUUAAUAGUCAUUCUGCAAGGGAUUCCCAAAAUACUUCUAGUUAUGAUGAUAAAGGUAGUUCCUUUCCAGAUGAGAAAUUGCCACUUAGAACAGGUCAUAGUUCCCAAUAUUAUCCGCCUUACAGAGAUGCUUCAAGGCCAUCUGGUGGCUCUUCUGUAAAUUCAGACAAUCUUGAUAGAGAAUAUGGUGGACCUGGUUCCUUUGAUUCCAGACUUGAAUGGUAGUUUUAUAAAGUAAGUUACAAGUAUUGAUAUAGUCUGUGCCUUCUGCAACAUUUGCUACAGUGUAUUUAAUGACUAAAGAAUAGUGAAACGUCAUUGUUGUACAAAGGAUAUUGUGUUCAGGUACUUUGAUUUAUUUAAAGAGAAAUUCAAUGUCAUUGUCAAUAAUAAAAUUGUACAUUUCCAAAGUCAAUAACUAGUGACUGAUCUUAGUAAGCUUAUUAAGCCAUCCAAAAAAAAAAUUUCCGAAAUUCCACGUCAUCAGGUAAAUUCAUUUUAUGAUUACUUUCUUGUUUUCAUUGCAAGACUUCAGAACUUUUUUCCCCCAAACAUUGAUUUGAAUGUGUAUAUAUUGUAUUUUUCUAACAAUAUAUUGAUAUAUUGUUAAAUGACUUUCCUGUGAUUUAUUUUAUAAAAGUCAUUUGUUUUUUUUAAAUGUAUAGUAAUGUUGUAUCUUCUUUUGAUUGUCUGGCUGUGGAAAAGAAAUGUAACAGCUCUGAUACUUAGAAUGUUUCACAAGUUCUUUUCCAUACCAGGCAGCAAAACAAAACAAAAAGACAAAGUAAUGGUUUGAGGAAUUGCAACAUGUUUUGUUAAUAAAAUGUCUUUAUUUCAAUUAAAAAUAGUUAACUUGUGACAUUGUUUUGUGUUGGUGAAUAGUGUUGAAUGGUUUUAAUCAACCACAAUGCUUACUGCAAGAAUUUUAAAGACAAGUACAAUAGAUAAAUUAACUGAAAGUGACUAUCACACAUUGUAUAUGAUAAAAAACGUAUUCCUAAUUAUAAUCUUCUGCCUUGAAAUUUGUUUUCUGAAUGGGUUAGAUUUGUUUGCAGAAUAUUUGUAGGGGCUUUAUUAAUUUGAAUUAUUUAAGGUUUGGUUUAGUUCGCAUUAUCUAUUCAUGUAUGCACAUUGAUAACAUUUGAUGAGCUCAACAUAAUCUUUUCUCAACACAUGUCCAGUUUUCAGUGAGAUAAGUUUUAAAUCAAUCAGAAGGCUAAAAAAAAUAUCUGAAGCGCUUUUGAAAUAAUAAAAACCCUUAGUAAUUUAAAUUAGCAUUUCUGCUGUAGUUUAUGUGGAAACAUAAAAAGUUUCUUUAUAUUAAUAGAGGUAGUAAUAAUGUUGAGUCAUCGAUUGUACUGGAGGGUCACAUUUUCUUUAAAAAAAAUUAGGUCGUGUAUGCUUGGAAAAUAUUUUUUGCAAUGAAAUCAAAUUAAAAAAAAAAUACUAUUGGUAAAAAUAAA